GAGCGCGGCCCGGCGUCCACCCGCCUUUCCCUCGCCCUGUGGCAGGGUGUGAGGCCGUCUGCACGGAGGGCCCCGUCUCUUGCGGCCACUUAGGUCCUGGCUGCGUUUCCCCUGUGUUCCCAAGGGAACUGCUAUCAUUCACAGCAGUUGGGCGGUGGCGUUUAGAGCCGCUUCUUCUCAGUUACGUCUUCUCCGUCUGUCCCGCGCUCAAAGCCUGGAAGCGGUACUUAGCGCUUUGUAGCGAGUAAUUUCUGGUUUUAAUGCGCAGGGAAUUAACGCUUACGCUCCCAGCCCUGCGGGCGAGGGGAGACAGCGCCUGCGUUGCUCCUGAGCAGUUUCUCUCCCAGCAGGAUACUGUGCUGAGGUGCAAGAUGGCGUUGUGGGUUCGGCAGGUCCCCCACUGGUGUUGCCUGCUCAAAACAGCCCGUGCUGCUGAGUUUCCUCGGAGGCUGAGGAGCUGCAGCAUUACCGCUCAGGCAUAUGCGUUUGCGCCUCUGGCUCUGCGGCCCUCUAGAAAUAAUACUCUUCUGUGGAGACUGCAAGCGUACAGACAUGUAUCUGUAGGAAGCUGUUCUCCGUCUGAUAGUGCCAUGGAUGGAUCCCUUUCUUCUCCUGAAAGUAACUUGCCUUCAUCAGUAGAACAGGAACAAGCAAAAGCAAAACCAUUACCUGAUCUGAAUGCACAAGUACUGUAUAAAGACUGGGAUGAUGUUCCACCUUCAUCUGCUUUGGAGGAGAUUUCUGAGGAAGAAGCUGUGCAGAUCAUUGCAGAACCGCUUCUUCCCCUUCAGUCUUCCACGCUCCGAGAUUAUGUUGAUCACUCGGAAACUUUGGCAAAACUUGUCCACCUAGGAGUUGACUUAUCACAAGUGGAGAAACGUCAAAAAGCAGGUCAGCUCUUACUGACCUUGGACUUUGAAAAAGAUAUAAAAAAAAUACUUCUGUUUCUUAAGGAUGUCGGUGUAGAAGACAAUCAGAUGGGAACAUUCCUGACCAAAAAUCCAUACAUCCUUGCUGAAGAUCUGGAAUCUUUGGAAACCAGAGUGGCUUACCUAAAAUCAAAAAAAUUUGGUAAGGCAGAAAUUGCUCAGAUGGUCUCAAGAGCUCCGUAUUUGCUGUUGUUUUCAGUGGAAAGACUGGAUAACAGACUGGGUUUCUUCAAAAAUGAACUUGGUUUCAGUGUAAAAAAGACAAAGGAUUUGGUAAUCCGUCUUCCAAGGCUUCUGACUGGCAAACUAGAGCCUGUAAAAGAAAAUCUUCAGGUUUGUCAGAUUGAACUUGGCUUUCAAAGGAAUGAAAUUCAAGAGAUUGUGUUUAAAACCCCCAAGAUUUUAACUGCAAGUAGAAAUAAACUCAAACAGACAUUUGACUACUUACACAACAUAAUGGGCAUUCCUCACCACAUGCUUACUCGCUUUCCUCAGGUUUUCAACUCAAGACUAUUACGAAUCAAAGAAAGACAUAUGUUUCUUACGUUCUUGGGAAGAGCCCAGUAUGACCCAGCACAACCCAGCUACAUCUCUCUGGACCAGCUAGUAUCCUUGCCUGAUGAGGUGUUUUGUACAGAGAUUGCCAAAGCUUCUAUACAGGACUUUGAAAAAUUCUUAAAAACACUUUAAUUAGUAGCACAUGUAAAAAGGAAUAAAGUUACGAAAUAAACAUGUUUUAUAAAAUUA
Molecule: messenger RNA, 1676 nt
Organism: Pezoporus flaviventris
Lineage: Eukaryota; Metazoa; Chordata; Aves; Psittaciformes; Psittacidae
Gene: MTERF3
Product: mitochondrial transcription termination factor 3
Exons: 7
Coding region: 261-1619 (452 amino acids)
Biological process (GO): mitochondrial ribosome assembly; regulation of DNA-templated transcription
Cellular component (GO): mitochondrion
Molecular function (GO): double-stranded DNA binding
Source: RefSeq, a predicted model, not a curated record